Messenger RNA from Cydia amplana, 541 nucleotides. RefSeq lists its product as uncharacterized. NCBI's taxonomy places the organism in Eukaryota, Metazoa, Arthropoda, Insecta, Lepidoptera, Tortricidae. The transcript has 6 exons. The coding region runs from base 1 to 540 and encodes 179 amino acids. The record is from RefSeq and is a predicted model, not a curated record.
AUGGUGUCCGUUUACAUAUUCGCCUCUACAUUGGCGUUGCUGAUAGGAUUUAACCACGCAGAGCCCAGUUUGGAAGAUUGGCCCGCCAAUUGUACAGGGAAGUCGUACUGCCGCGAUCAACCAAGCUACUACCCGCAUAAGAAAUUUGAGGAGCUUUUGAAGGGACAGAGUUUUGAGUUCGCGCAAGGCGUCUUCCUCGUGAACCACACCAGCGGUGAGGAUGUAGCUGGCUGCGACAACCAGAGAUCUUUUGGGAAGAUUUAUUUGAUCCUUGACAAGAACGACAAGAUACGGUACGUCGCGCAAAACAAAGACGUCUUCUCGGUUGAAAUUGGAGUAGAGGAAUGCCAAUAUCCUGGCCCGUACCAGUCUUCAGCCCUAGACGAAAGCAGACAAAUGGAACACCCAGUCGCCUGCCACGAAACGAAAAUUCCAUUCAUGUUCCCCGUGCUGACGCUAGAUGGCGCGGCUUUGGAAUCUGUGUCGCCCAAAGAUGGCCUCUCAGUGAGCUGCUCUGCUAAAGUUAUGCAGAAUAAUUAAU